UUGACGAGUCUCUCAGUUCUCUGUGUUUAUGGAUGAUCUGUUCACAGAGGGACACGUAUCCCGUCUCCAGAUGUGAGUUUAUGAGGGGAAACUCUUCAUAAUGGGGGGUAAAAACUGCAAGUGUGCAGAAGAAGCUUCUGACCCAGAAACCCAAGAGAAGACGGACAUUUACAAGAAAAAGCUCGACACAUUGAAGGUGCCGUCAAACAAGAUAACAAGCGAUCCACAAGUGUUUAAAGAUCAAACUGGUCUUGCCCAGACCACCACAACCCAGGACACCACAGCUCCCAGUGACCUGAUCCAGAACACCACAGCUCAGAGUGGAGCGACUGUCAAUAAUCCUGUUCUACAGGGCAAUGUGAUUCAUGGCCCAGUUACUUAUAACAUUGGAGCUUACUCUAAUCGUGAAGGAAGAGACAGAAGAGAAGAGGAAAUGGGCAAGACUGCAGGAGCCUCCACUACAGAUGAUGCAGUGGCUCUAAGAAAAACAGGAAAAGAGAAGCUCAAAAAGAUCAUCAAAGGUCGCUAUGAAACUUUAUACGAGGGAACAGGAAAGAGAGCGAAGCACAUCCUCCUGAACAAGAUUUACUCAGAGCUGUAUGUGGUGGAGGACUGGAGGGGAGGAGUCAAUACAGAUCAUGAAGUGAUUCAGAUGGAAGCCAGACCCACAACACAUGCAUCAACAGACAGUGUAAUGAAGAUCAGUGAGAUUUUCCAUGGAGACUUUAACAUUAAAAAAGUGCUCACAAUGGGAAUAGCUGGAAUUGGGAAAACCGUCUCUGUUCAGAAGUUUGCUCUGGAUUGGGCUGAAGGAAAAUCCAAUACAGACAUAGAUUUUGUUUUCAUUAUUGCUUUCCGAGAGCUGAAUCUUCUAAAGGAUGAAGAGUAUGACCUUCCAGGACUACUUCUUCAUCUGUAUCCACAGCUAAAACAUUUAAAAGAAGCUGGGCUUUUUGAUGAUGAGUGUAAAUGUGCUUUUAUCUUGGAUGGACUGGAUGAGCUCAGGAAGCCUCUGGAUUUUAACCAGAAGAAAAUGUCCUCUAUAACAGAGAAGACAACUGUAGACGUUCUGGUGACCAGCCUCAUCACAGGAGCACUGCUUGAGUCUGCUCUUGUCUGGGUCACCUCCAGACCUGCUGCAGCAGAUCAGAUCCCACCAGAAUACAUCCACCGGAAAACAGAAGUACAAGGAUUCACCACGGACCAGCAGAAGGAGGAAUACUUCAGGAAGAGAAUACAGGAUGAAGAACAAGCUAACACAAUCAUCUCACACAUUAAAAAGGCGAAGACGCUCCACUUCAUGUGCUACAUACCAGUCUUCUGCUGGAUCAUCUACACUGUGCUUCAGGAACUCAUCAAAAACAAAGUAAAAGAAAUCCCUAAAACUUUAACUCAAAUGUACGCACACUUCCUGAACAUUCAGAUGGACACAAAGAGAAAGAAAUAUGACAAGACUCUUCAUAAAGAUACUAAAAACCUGCUGGAAUUCAACAGAACUGAGCUUCUGAAACUGGCUGAACUGGCUUUCAAGCAGCUGAUGAAAGGCAAUGUGACGUUCUACGAAGAGGACCUGAGAGAGAGCAGGAUUGAUGUCACUUACUCUGAGGAUUCUGGGAUCUUUAUUGAGAACUUUAAGGAGGAAUGUGUGCUUCACCAGAGUAAAGUCUACUGCUUUGUUCAUCUGAGCUUUCAGGAGUUCCUGGCUGCUGUUUAUGUGUUCCACUGCUACGAGACUAAAAACCUGGAGGAACUGCAGUGUUUCAAUCUACGGCAUGAAGAGUGGUCUGAGAAUCUUACACUGGAUGAUCUGCUGAAAGGAGCUGUGGAUGAAUCUGUAAAGAGUCAGAAUGGACACCUGGAUCUGUUCCUCCGUUUCCUGCUGGGUCUCUCACUGCAGACCAAUCAGAGACUCUUACAGGGUCUUCUGACUUUUAAACACAGCAGCACAGAGGAAACCAAAGAACAUAUCAAGGACUUAAUCAAAGGACAUUACGGAUCUCUUUCUACUGAGAGAUCCAUCAAUCUGUUCCUCUGUCUGUCUGAAAUGAAGGACCAGUCUGUCUCCGGAGAGCUUCAGGAGUAUCUAAACUCAGAGAAACACUCAGGACAGGAGCUCUCUCUUGGACAGUGUUCAGCACUAGCCUACAUGCUUCUGACCUCAGAUGAAGUUCUGGAGGAGCUGGACUCGAAGAAAAUCAGCACAUCAUCUGAAGGUUACAGCAGGCUGAUCCCAGCCCUGAUCAAAUGCCGAAAGGCACGACUAACUUCAUGUGAUCUUGGAGUAAAGACCUGUGACAGUCUGGAAUCAGUUUUAAAGCUGGAAAACUCCUUCCUGAUAGAACUGGACCUCAGUAACAAUGACCUGCAGGAUUCAGGAGUGGAGCGGAUCUCUGCUGGACUGAAGAGUUCACACUGUAAACUGCAGAUUCUCAGAUUUGCUUCAUGUAAUCUUGGAGUAAAGACAUGUGAAAGUCUGGAAUCAGUUUUAAAGCUGGAAAACUCCUCCCUGAAAGAGCUGGACCUCAGUAACAAUGACCUGCAAGAUUCAGGAGUGGAGCUGCUCUCUGCUGGACUAAAGAGUUUACACUGUAAACUGCAGAUUCUCAAAUUUGCUUUGUGUAAUCUUGGAGUAAAGACAUGUGAAAGUCUGGGAUCAGUUUUAAAGCUGGAAAACUCCUCCCUGAAAGAGCUGGACCUCAGUAACAAUGACCUGCAAGAUUCAGGAGUGGAGCUGCUCUCUGUUGGACUAAAGAGUUUACACUGUAAACUGCAGACUCUCAAAUUAUCUGGUUGUAUGAUCACAGAAAAAGGCUGUUCUUCUCUGGCUUCAGCUCUGAGUUCAAAUCCAUCCCACCUGAAAGAGCUGGAUCUGACCUACAACCACCCAGGAGAGUCUGGAGAGAAGCUGCUUUCUGCCAGACUGGAGGAUCCACACUGCUCACUGGAGACACUCAGAAUGGAACAUGGAGGCGAAAUCAGAAUCAAACCUGGAUUAAAGAAAUACGGCUGUGAUUUCACACUGGAUCUAAACACAGUAAACCCUGGUCUCUCUCUGAGUGAGGAGAACAGGACGGUGGAGUGGAGAGAGGAGCUGCAGUCGUAUCCUGAUCAUCCAGAGAGAUUUGAUGAGUAUCCGCAGGUUCUGAGUAGAGAGAGAGUAACUGGUGUUACUGGUGUAACUGGUGAUACUGGUGUAACUGGUGAUACUGGUGUAACUGGUGAUACUGGACGCUGUUACUGGGAGGCUGAGUGGAGAGAUGGAGGAGUAGAAUUUGUUGUAGCUCUGAGUUAUAAAACCAUCAGCAGGAAAGGAGGAGGAUCAGACUGUAAGUUUGGAGGGAAUAUAAACUCCUGGAGUCUAAGCUGCACUGAUUACAGAUACUCUGUUUGUCACAAUAAUAACAGCACUGUUCUCUCCACUCGUCCCUCCGACUGUAGGAGAGUAGGAGUCCCCUCUAUGCAGGGAUUGGGGUUGGUUAUGGCUCCUCAGUGA
This is a messenger RNA of Astyanax mexicanus (Mexican tetra), 3493 nucleotides long. Its product is annotated as NACHT, LRR and PYD domains-containing protein 12-like. The transcript has 14 exons. The coding region runs from base 101 to 3493 and encodes 1130 amino acids. The record is from RefSeq and is a predicted model, not a curated record. NCBI's taxonomy places the organism in Eukaryota, Metazoa, Chordata, Actinopteri, Characiformes, Acestrorhamphidae. Gene Ontology annotation, molecular function: protein binding.